AUGAAGGGAGGAAUCCUAGAAGUGCUUCUUGUCAAUGCUGAGGGCAUCAAACACACAAAUCUCAUUGGAAAACCAAGAUACUAUGUCAUACUACAAUGUGGUGACCAGACGCAUAAGAGUAAAACAUCAGUAGGUAAAAAUGAAAAAUCAUUCUGGAAUGAGAAAUUCAAAUUCAAAUUCUCAUUUUUGGAAUGGCGAAAGCUGUCUUACCUUAAGUUAAGAAUCAUGGAUAAAGAAAUUUUCAGUGAGGGUGGUUUUGUUGGUGAAACCUUAGUUCAUCUUGGAGGGAUACUAACUGAAGGAAAUGACAAGGGAUUCAUAGAAGUGCAACCAAGUUUAUAUAAUGUUGUGCUUGAAGAUGAUACUUACAAAGGAGAAAUCAAAAUUGGCUUUAAAUUCACAGCAAAUGUAGAAGUGCAAAAGAAAACAAGAGUAUGUACUGAGCUGAACAAGCAAAAACCAGAGUCAAUAUAUGGAACACUCUUCAGUUUUUGGAGAAUUCCUUGGUUGAAAUUUUUCUUUCCCUAUAAGAAAACAUCUUCUAUGGAUGACCAGAAACUGUUUUAG
This is a messenger RNA of Macadamia integrifolia, 567 nucleotides long. RefSeq names its product elicitor-responsive protein 3. The transcript has 5 exons. Bases 1 to 567 code for a protein of 188 amino acids. NCBI's taxonomy places the organism in Eukaryota, Viridiplantae, Streptophyta, Magnoliopsida, Proteales, Proteaceae. The record is from RefSeq and is a predicted model, not a curated record.